CAUUCAUUGCUUGAACGGCCAUGGCGGAUUAGUGGCGUUGUUGUUUGCAUAAUUAGAGGAAAUUUUCGUUUCUUUUCAACUCUUUUCGCGCCUCUGUCUAUCGAAUUUACCUCCAACGAUGAAAGACUUAACGAACGCUCAAACCGAUAAGGAACGAUUAAAAUGCUUAAUUGUUCAAACUUUAUCGAAAGUUUGCAAACAAACUUUAGCUGCCGAAAAAUUUACGAUGGAAGGCCUGCUAGGUAUAACGAUGCCAAACAACGAAGUUAUGUUAAUUAGCCUCAAGGAGGAAGUGACAAACAACGACGUCGAUAAGACAACGGCUGCUGCUGAUAACGUUAUCAACUGCUCAAGUCCCAGUUGCGAAAACAGAAAACGUUCUAUACACAAUGUCUCUGAUGGAGAUGACUUGACGGAGAAAAAGAGUAGGUUAGAGGGAAUAGUUAGGGAACGUCUUCAAGGGUCAAGGUCGUCUAGAAAGAAUCCGCAUCCACAGCAGCAUAUAUCGGCACCUGUCUGGGUAGAGGAUGGUCCUGAAACAGGGGAAGGCAGUCGCAAAGAGAAUGGAGAUGUGGAUGUUAAAGUAGAAAACUCCCUAGUCAUUCCCAUGGAAGAAAAAUCCGUAAAGCAGGAACCGGAAGAAGAAGAGGAAAGCGACAAAGCUGUUAGACAAAUGGCUGAACUAGGUUUAAAUAUUGAUGACUUUCGGAGUUCGAUUGACGCAAAUAAAGAUGGUAUAGUCACAGUUGAACCAACAGAUCCUCCAAUAAAGCCUAUCAAGAAGCACAAAAGUCCGAGAAGACGGAGAUCCGUCGAAGAAGACACCGUUCCCCCACUGCCAGACGAUCCUUCUGUAACAAUUUGUCCAGUUUGUGAAAAAUCUUGGGACGCACAUUCGAAGCUAGUGGUUCAUUACCGAGUUCACACUGGCGAACGACCGUACCAAUGUCCGCAUUGUUCUCAACAUUUCACGCAGAAAAGUAGUCUACGACGUCACUUAAGAAGAUAUCACGGUAUAUUUACGGAUUACGUUCCACGAGCGUCCAAGUCACGUUCUUCUUACAUAGUUUCGGCCAAUUUUGCCGAGGAUACUGCUGAAGAUUCAGAAUGAAAAACAUUUUCCAAUUAAUUUCUCCUUCGUGUCGUGCUAUUCUGAUUUUUCUAUGAUUGAUGCAUUCCCGAUUAUUUAUAAGUUUUAAAAGGCAUUACUAAGCUGUUGACCCUUUAAAAAGAGCUGCUGUGUUCUUUCCUUUCUGAUUUUUUAUCAUUUUAUUUUUUGCGCUAUUUUUAUUUUCUUCGUUGUGCCAAGUGUUUACUAGUCGUAAAUUUUAACAAUAAAAUACAGAAAAUAAAGUCAAA
Messenger RNA from Dimorphilus gyrociliatus, 1359 nucleotides. NCBI's taxonomy places the organism in Eukaryota, Metazoa, Annelida, Polychaeta, Dinophilidae. The record is from the annotation of a GenBank genome assembly.